Messenger RNA from Glossina fuscipes, 1977 nucleotides. RefSeq names its product tyramine/octopamine receptor (gene Oct-TyrR). Gene Ontology annotation, molecular function: octopamine receptor activity. The transcript has a single exon. Gene Ontology annotation, cellular component: membrane. Gene Ontology annotation, biological process: adenylate cyclase-activating adrenergic receptor signaling pathway. The record is from RefSeq and is a predicted model, not a curated record. NCBI's taxonomy places the organism in Eukaryota, Metazoa, Arthropoda, Insecta, Diptera, Glossinidae. Bases 128 to 1954 code for a protein of 608 amino acids.
UCGAUGUAAUUUGAUUAAAUCACAACCACACAAAGGCCGCUAAGGCUUUCGAAUUUAACGUAUUCUACCAGAGCAACGAAAAGUAUAGAUUUACCGGUAUCUGUUCAUUUGUGGCGCAAUAUGCAAAAUGCCACCUGCAGAUCAAAUGCUAUUGUUCGCAACAAACGUAAGCCAUGCAACCAGUAUUGUGACCGCAGCCGCAGCCGCAGCCACAGGAACAGCCGCAAAUAAGUCUAUCAGCACCGCGCCAACCUUAACUAUCGCAGUCAAUGCGAGCAUUUCGCUAGCAGGUGAUAGUGCAACCACAUUAGUGGAUUUGGUGAACGUAAACAAUACUGCUUUAAAUAAUCGCAACGUAUCAGCAUUUUUGAAUAGCGAGUCACCGCAAUGCAGUCCGCCCAGUGAAGAAUGGUAUGACAGUUAUUUUGGUGUAAAAUUGGCUGUGCCCGAAUGGGAGGCCAUAUUCACCGCCAUUAUACUAUCAGUGAUAAUAGUGUUGACCGUUAUUGGAAACAUUUUGGUCAUUCUUAGUGUAUUUACUUACAAACCGCUGCGCAUUGUUCAGAAUUUCUUCAUUGUAUCGCUGGCAGUGGCUGAUUUAACGGUCGCCCUACUCGUGCUACCGUUUAAUGUUGCUUACUCAAUAUUAGGUAGAUGGGAGUUUGGUAUAUAUUUGUGCAAAAUGUGGCUUACAUGUGAUGUCAUGUGUUGCACCUCUUCCAUAUUGAAUCUUUGCGCGAUCGCCCUAGAUCGUUAUUGGGCGAUCACCGAUCCCAUUAACUAUGCGCAAAAGCGUACUGUAGGACGUGUAUUGCUGCUAAUAGCUGGUGUUUGGCUACUAUCAUUGCUCAUUAGCUCGCCACCAUUGGUCGGCUGGAACGAUUGGCCCGAAGAAUUUACUAGUGCCACGCCUUGCGAAUUGAAUUCUGAUCCCGGAUACAUAAUCUAUUCAUCGUUAGGCUCAUUUUUCAUACCGCUCGUCAUAAUGACUAUAGUUUACAUUGAAAUAUUUAUCGCUACCCGAAGACGACUACGCGAACGAGCUCAAGCGGCCAAAAUAAACACAAUAGCUUUGCGCUCAACUGCCACAGAGGUUACGGGCGCCGGUGCCGUGACCGCCAAUGGCAAAUCGUCGACUAUCUCAUCAAUUUGCUAUAAUGUUCUAUGUUGCGGCAAAGAUUCGGCCAAUUUCUCUACGCCUAUGAUUCAAAACGAUCAAGAUUCCAUAAGUAGCGAAGCAAAUGCAGCAAACAACGAAACUACACGCGCUCAGGCCGCUGAGCAUCGAGUGAUGGUGGUUACGCAACGAAAAAAGUCGCGUAGAUCUAAAAUAAAAGAUUCCAUUAAACAUGGAAAGUCCCGAGCACGCAAGAACCAAGAGAAAGCCAAUAAUAGCGAACUUAACACUCAAAAUCCCAAGGGGAGCGGUUGCGGCACGGAGAGUUUACUUUUGGCGGUGGGCGCAACAAAUCGUGAUGGCGAUAAUCAAGAAAUAUCUACUGAAAGCGGAAGUGAUCCGAAAGGAUGUAUGCAAGUGUGCGGUAGCAAUGACAAUGAAGCCACCAUUGGCGACAUUGAGGACGAGAAUGUCUCAUUAAAAAUAACACCACCACAAUCGUCAGUUGGCGCCACAUCUUCGUUAGCUGUCCCAUUGCAAAAGAAACCUGCUGGCGUUUAUCAAUUCAUCGAAGAGAAACAAAAAAUUUCACUCUCAAAAGAACGUAGGGCAGCCAGAACAUUAGGCAUUAUUAUGGGUGUAUUUGUUAUAUGCUGGCUACCUUUCUUUCUCAUGUACGUAAUCUUGCCAUUUUGUGACGACUGCUGUCCAACCAAUAAAUUUAAAAACUUUAUCACAUGGUUGGGUUAUAUUAAUUCGGUAUUGAAUCCGAUUAUCUAUACAAUAUUCAAUUUGGACUAUAGACGGGCAUUCAAAAGACUUUUGGGAUUAAAAUAAAUCAAAACUAAAAAAUAUAACAA